Molecule: messenger RNA, 6268 nt
Organism: Procambarus clarkii (red swamp crayfish)
Lineage: Eukaryota; Metazoa; Arthropoda; Malacostraca; Decapoda; Cambaridae
Product: E3 ubiquitin-protein ligase listerin
Biological process (GO): ribosome-associated ubiquitin-dependent protein catabolic process; rescue of stalled cytosolic ribosome
Cellular component (GO): RQC complex; cytosol
Molecular function (GO): zinc ion binding; ribosomal large subunit binding; ubiquitin protein ligase activity
Source: RefSeq, a predicted model, not a curated record
AGCGCCAGGAUGCAACUGGAGGUGCAGCCGGCAACCCCAGUAGUCUCCCGCGGCCGUCACUAGGUGGCGGUGGCACCUAUCUCCUAUCACCCUAGACAUGGAGGGGGAAUUAAUUCCAUCCUGUGUUGCCUCAUCUAUUGAGAUGUCUAGCGCCAUGCCUUCUAGCAGUGGAAGAACAGCAGAACUAUUGGGCGGAGCGACAGGUUUUGUUGGGUUUAGUGUUUUACAAGACUUGGGCUAUGUGCCAGCAGCUUCACAAGCAGUCCAAACUGAUGAUAGUGCUAUUUCUGCUGAAUUUCGAGUUACAUUACGAAAAAUGACCAAAAAGGAUUCUACAACAAAAAUUAAGGCAUUACAAGAAUUUGAAGCAUUAUGUCAAAAUGAAGAUCAAGAAGCUAUUUUAUCUGCUCUUCCAUUUUGGCCACGUCUAUAUUCCAAGUUAUCAGUAGAUAUAGAGAGAAGGGUUCGAGAGGCAACACAGAUUGCCAAUGGUGCUCUCGUGGCCCAAGUAGGGAAGCAGCUGGCUCCUCAUCUGAAAUCCAUCAUGCCAUCAUGGAUAUUAUCUAUGGUGGAUCCACAUCCUCCUGCUGCCAUUGCUGCCAGUAAAGCUUUCCAGGAUUCUUUUGCUGUGGAGAAAAGGGCUGAGGUUAUGAUUUUUACCUGCAAGGAGAUCAUGGAUCACAUCACUGAUAAUCUGUUUACACAAACUGCCCAGACAUUGUCUGACCCAAAAGUGACUGAUCCUGAGGACAUGAAGAACAAGUACAUACGUGUACUUGCCUCUUCCUUAAAUGCUGUGAGCCUUCUCUUGACUGCCACAGUUAAAAGCACAGAGAAGAAACCACAAAUAAUAUUGAUGAUAUCCACUCUUGUAGAAAACCCAUCAUUUUGGAAAAUACCAAAAAAUAAGCAUCCUAUGGUGCGGAGUGCAUGGUUUUCUACAGUCAAAGACAUGUUUGAAUACGACCCAAAGCUGCUUGGUAAUUCAAGAACGGAACUUAGCAGUGCCAUUAUUCCAGCUUUGGAUGAUCAAGAUGGCACUGUACUGCCUCAUAUAUGGAUAGCUUUCCUACAUCUCUGUGUUACUCAUCCAGAAUUCUGGGGAGAUAAAAGCAGCAGGUCAGUUUUCAAGCGAAUGUAUUCAGUAAUGCGUGAUGGAGCCCGAGGCAGUGCCGGGGAAUGGUAUCCACAGUUACUUCCUAUUAUUAGUGUCAUCCCAGAGGAAGCUAUGGAUGAUAAAUGUACAUUUUACACUGAUUUCUUCAGAGCUAUGACAACUGGAUUACUGAAAGACAGAAUUUUAUCCAAUAGUAGAGAUGUAUCCUCGGUUAUAAUAUCCCUGUUUGAGUGCCUUUCUUUUGUUAGCAAGAAAGUGAACGACCCACAACUUUGGGAUGCCCUCAUGAAAUACCAGGUGGUUGAGCUUUUGAGAUCAUCUUUCAUUGACACGCCACAGUUAAGCACCUCCAAACUUUACCGUGAAGUUGCUGGGCUGCUGCGCUUCUUCUCGUGGAAAUCUCAACAUGAAGAAAUCAAGUUUUUGAGUUUUCUUCUUGACCUUUUUUGGAAAAAAUUUAUUCCAGAGUGUGAAAUCCUAAUUCAUCAAGGAAAUGAGACGACGGUGUCAAAAAUGAUAAAUUUUUUUAAUGUUUUGAGGAACCCUGAUUCUAAAUUCAGCCACAGAAGAGAAGGAAUUAAGUUUAAUGAUGAAGUUCAAUUAAAAGUCCAGCAUGCUGAUGACGAUCUUAAAGAUAAAGAUGAGAAAGAAAAGAUUUUCUUGGAAAAUACUGGAAUGAAGAUUGCACCAUUAACACUUUCUUGUCACACUACAUAUAUGCAGGAGAAAAAUGUGUCAAUUUAUAACAUGUUUUCAGUUUUACUCUCCUCUUUCCCAUCACCAAGUGUUUACAGUGCUCUUUUAUAUGGUCUAAGUGAAGAGAAACUUGCUAAUACUAGAGAAGUGCUUGAACAGGUGAUUCUGCCCAAAAUGGAAGGAGAAAAUCCGUCCAUUUCUCAACCCACCAUUAAUAUAUUCAUGAGUUUAUAUGUUUUGAUGGAACAAGAUGAGCAGAAAUUAAUAUUGAUGAAUUUCAAGCCAUGUUUGUCUGUAAGUGCAUUGCGGCUGCUGAUUGAGAAGAUGACAGAGCGCAGGGAGAGUGACGAAGUGGCCGCAGCAUGGUUAUUGUCAUCACAGUUGGGUUGCAGAUUAGUCCAAUUAGUAGAUAGACUCUGUGGUCCUGUCAAGAUAUUAACAUCAACUCAGCACUUGAUGCAGCAAGAUGAACUUAUUUCCCUAUUCAAUUUUGUACUUAGAAAUGGAAACCAAAAAGAACCUGUGAUAGCCAUGGACUACAUAUCACAGAUUCUCACCAAACUCAGCAUCAACCUUAGAGUCAGUGCUCCUAAUGGAAGUGAACCAGAAGAGAGGAUUGUGCAGUUAGUGGCAAAUUUGGCAGGACAGCUAUUCGGCAGUUACGUAUGUUGGCAAACACGAGGCAUCCAUGAAUUUAUGAAGUCAUUGUUUUUGUUGCUUUGCCAGUCUUCAAAAUCCCUCUCAGAAGACACAGUUGACUUGAUCAAGAUAACCUUCCUGAAAGGUUUUCAAGGUUUAAUUACAUCAGUUGCAGAAGAUAAUCCAGAUAAGCUUUUGGAAGAAGGCAGUUGUCUUAGUUCAACUUUAAAAGAUAUUAAGCAAACUGUGCUGGAGAGCACUUGCACGUACCAUUUGACGAUGACUAUGGCUGAACUUACACAAGAUCUCAUGAGGAUGGUAUUUAAUCAAGUGCCAAAAGAAGAAGAUUGUAGCAUCAUCCUGGAUCAUAGUAAAACACAAGUUAUGUUAGACUUGCUUAUGCCCACUGAGGGAGAAUGGGCAGACUUAGAAGCAGAGCUCUCGCCAUUGUAUGUGGCUCCUGCUGUUCUUCAGGGUACUAUAUCUUUGAGGGAAUUUCCGUUUCCAAAAAGCAUGCAUGAAAGACAGAAUUGGGAACAUACUCAUACACGCAUGUCAAUGUUUCUGUGCGACUUGCUGCUGUUCAUGUGUGGCUCUGGAGAUGAUAAUUUACUCCCUGUGAAGGAAGAGCAGGUGUCUCUUGGGAAGUACACUCACCUUGUUGUUUCAGCACUUCACUCCACCUGCCAUGCAACUGUCAUGCAAGAAUUAAAUGAUUCCCUCCAGAAUAAUACGGUGUCUGAAGACAUGAGAGUUGGUACAAAUAAACUAAAUGAGGACAUGAAGUGCCUGAUGAGAUUGCUAAAUCAGGGAAACAAGAGACUUAUCACAAAACAAAUAAAAAACAGAUGUAAUGAUGGCAGUAGUUCCUGGUGUGUUACUCUGAUCAAAGUUCUAACAGACUGGAUGAAAUCUGAAGAUGUUAACAUCAUGCGGCUGAUGGAGGGCUUGGAAGACAGUGCACUUGGAUUUACUGCAACCAAACAGUCCCUACUCUCACUGCUUCCUCAAGAAAUUAUUAAUGAUAUCUUAGCUGAAGAGAUGGGGAAGUUAUCCAGCUACUCAGAUGACCCAUUUUCCGCUACUCCAAGUGUGUGUAUCAUAACAACAGCCCUGAAUUAUGUACCUUCAUCUAUCACAAAGGAUGUUAUAAACUCAAUCUUCUUGGUUCUGACUCAGUGGAGAGAAAAGGCUGACAACAUUUUCUUAUUUGCCACAGACGUUACUGGUAUGGCAUGGGAGGAUAUCGUUCUCACAUGUUCUUUGGUGCGACUAGUGACUGUGCUGAUUAAGAGACAUGCAAUUUACCUUGAGCCAUCCCACUGGGACUUUGUUCUGUGCCUACUUUCUUCUUGGGUACAGUCUCUUGAGGAAUCAAGGAAGAGUGCUGACAAAGAAAUUGUGACAGGAAUCUUUACAUGUGCAGUGUGUAAAUGUAUUGGUUGUGUCAGUGAAUUCAUGGAAAAGUUGACAUUUGAUCAAUCAGAAAAGGAGAAAUAUCCCCCCAAACUUUUAGAGGACUGGAAAGAAUUUUUCUCACCGUCAAUCUACAACUCGCUUAUCCCCAUAUAUGUGGAUAUUGCAGUGUCUUACAGCAGAAAUCCUUCCAUCAUUCUCUAUGGAGUGUGCCGUGCAGUUUGCAUUGGUGUAUGUCAUGCAGGCCCAGAUGAUCUGGCCAAUCACACCCUCCCUUCCUUGUUUAAUGCUGCACUUGCAGGAGAAGAGUUGAAACUGCCAGAUUCUGAACAGAUCCUACUGAAUCACCUGACCCCGCUGCUGUUGUCAUCACAUCCUCCAACACAGUUUACAGCAUAUAGCUUGCUGAAGACUUUUCUCCCAAGAAUCAUGUCCCAGUGGGAGAUGAACCAGAUAUCUGUCAGAGAAGAGGAGGAUACACCACAAAGGCCAUUACCUUACUCCAUAACUCAAACAAUACAAGAUAGUAGUGUAAUUGUCGAAUCUACUUUAGCCGAGAAAGAAAUGGGUGAUGGAUAUGUGGUAAUGCCUCACACCAAGAGCUUCACCCACAUAACAGGAUAUUUACUAGCCUGGAGAUUAGCUUUAGCAGCUCUCACCUAUGCCUCUGAUGCUAACCAGCACCAAUACUCGACCUAUCUUCGGCAAACGAAUUUGCUCCAAAGACUUCUGCUAAAUCUCUUCAAGUUGAUGCCUCAAACUCCUCUGGUUAAUGAAGGGACCAAGCUAGAGCAAACUGGAGAUGACAAAUCAUUGUUAACAAUAUUCAACACUCAGCUUUAUAUCAGCCCUCUUGCAAAUGCUACAUCACAGCUGGUAGCUCAGCUAGCAUGCAAGGCAUAUUAUGAGUGUGUUAGCCGCAUCCCUGCUGCAGUCAGACAGUGGUUUAUAAGCCUGGACCGACACUAUCAACCUAUAGUUGAUGGCUUUACCACUUUGUAUGUCUCCCCACUGCUAAUUAAUCAAGAAAUGUCUGCAAUUACCAACUCUUCUACAAAGUUUGAUAACAUGACGGUGAAGGCUCGUCCAGGAGCUAGAGAAGUGGUGGCCACCUAUUCCAUAGACGAAACCAGUAUGGAGUUAAUUCUUCGUCUGGCUCCAAAUCACCCACUCACUACAGUCACUGUUGAUGACCAUCGUAGGGUUGGGGUCUCUGUUGCCCAAUGGCGAAAUUGGCUGCUUGUAAUGAAUACUAUGCUCUCGCAUCGCAAUACACCCUUGUUACAGUCAUUAGUGUUUUGGAAACAAAAUGUUGACCAAAAGUUUGAAGGCAUUGAGGAAUGCUUCAUCUGUUACUAUGUCUUGCACGGGACAAAUCAUCAACUACCAAAACUUCUUUGCCGAACUUGCAAGAAGAAGUUCCAUUCAGCAUGCUUGUAUAAAUGGUUCAACAGCAGCAACAACUCGACCUGUCCACUCUGCCGUAGUCUGUUUUAGAGCAGGUAGAAUAGGAAUGUUUCAUAAAUAUCUAUUACUGUUCUUUAAUUUUCAAGCAGCUUAGAAGAAUGAUAUCAGCUGGAAUUAUAUUAAUACCUGCUGUGUAUAUAAUCUUGAUCAACCAGAAGAAUAUUAGUAUUAGCUAAAAAUAAAUUUGAUUACCAUAUUGUAAAUAUAUAUUACUGUGUUUCAGUUGAUUCAUACAUCUGUCAUACAGAUUUUAUUCAUGUAAAUAUGACAUAUUGUAUCACUUAAACUUGAUUUGUAAAUCUAUAAAAAUGGUACAUUAUAUAUAAAAAAAACAUGUACAAAAUGUUUUAUUUUAAUCUUUGGCAACACUCAUCAUUUUGAUAAAUACUGUACUGUACCGUAUAGCUAUAUGAAACUUGGCACUAACGAAUAAAAGGAAAUGUAAUUUUCUAUACUACAGUAUAAACUGAAUUUUUUGUAGGUUAAGUCUGUCCUCAUCACUUCUUGACCAAAUGUGCCUUGUCAAUUGUUUGGUAUGUUUUGUAAACAUAAAAUAAUAUAUUUAAUAUAUAGUUUUCCUUAAAAUGUAUUUUGCUUGUAUUCAGUAAAAGACUUUUGUGAUGUGUUUUGUAACUCAAAUGUGUAAACCAUGAAAACUUAUAUUCAAAGAGUGAAUGAGCUGUGAAUAAUGAAAAUAUCUGGAGUGUUAGUAUAUAUAUAUUGCUUCUAAUCAAUCAUGAGUUGGUAUUGUAUUCUUGAAAAAUAUCUGUAUAGUGAUUGUACUUUGACAUUAUAAAUAAUGCAUAUGGAACUAUGAAAUCUACGAAAGUAUUCCUUAUCCAUAUCUGGAAAAGUCGAGGAAUGUUUGUAAACACUUGCACUCUGUCAUUUAGUGCAUCCACUCUUAGUUCUAAAUAAAAAUUAUAUAUUAAA